Leptinotarsa decemlineata (Colorado potato beetle) is the source of this 1744-nucleotide messenger RNA. It is a transcript of the gene Drep2, whose product is annotated as DNA fragmentation factor-related protein 2. Gene Ontology annotation, biological process: regulation of apoptotic process; apoptotic process. The record is from RefSeq and is a predicted model, not a curated record. NCBI's taxonomy places the organism in Eukaryota, Metazoa, Arthropoda, Insecta, Coleoptera, Chrysomelidae.
GCUGCCUAGCGCCGCUCGCUUCACAGACAGGGCGGUAGGUGUGGAUGGAGUAGGUCAGGUUUUCGCGAGAUGUUGUCGAGCGUUGAGUCCGUGUGACCGGCUGAUAUAAUGGGUGUGUUGCAGGAAUCGCGCGGAAAGAGACCCUUCAAGUUAUGGGACGGAAGACGUAACGUGCGCAAGGGGCUGGUGGUGGGAAGUCUCGAGGAGCUGGUGCAACGAGGCAGAGACAAACUAGGAGUUUCCAUCGGAGAACCGGUCCGAUUGGUCCUCGAGAGCGACGGCACCCAAGUCGAGGACGGCGAGUAUUUCCGCACCCUUCCUGCCAACACUAUCCUCUUGCUGCUCAGGCCGGGGGAGAGAUGGCUACCUGCAGGCGUGGACGUCAUCAAAGCAGUAGCAAUCUCAGCCAUACCUAAAAUUGUAUGCGAGACCAUUCACGCAUUGGAACUGCACGAUGAGACGCCAUCCUGGAAAAUCAUGGACAACAAAGGGCGCGUCACCGUCGUCCUACACUGGGACCAGAGGUCUGGUCCAUCGAGAGCUCCGUCUGAGACGCCUUCGCCGGCUCCGGGUAAGUUUUCACCGAGUAAAAGGCCGCCGCUCGUGAUCCAAACAGGAACAGGAGGCAAGAAGGAGACCAUCAUCAACGACGUUUACGUCCCCGCGCCCGCCCAGCCCCAACCGCGAUAUGCAAGUCCUCAGAUCACUGUGAUAAACCACGACGACAUCAAACCCGUUCAUAGGUUAUCAAAACAGGGCAGCUCGUUGGAAAGCGCCACCAUCCACAUCCACACAUCCGAGUGCGCCCAUCACGCCCACAUGCCACGCGCCGGCAGUCCUCAAAGCAACGGGGCCAUCGAAUGCGACUUCCACUGCUGCGCCUUGCACGAAGAAGGGCGCAAGAUCGCCGUACACAAGAGCGUGGCCACAUCGCCGAUCCAAGAUACGCAGCAGACUUCUCCCCAGCCUCCUUCCCGACACGUUCGUUUUUUAGACAUUGAAGGUGACGGCUAUGGCGGGCAGUCCGAACACGAGAGCUCCGAAAGUGAAACGGAGAACACCGUGAUGGAGGACGAAGCCGUCACCUCAGAAAAGUUCCUGCUGCUGAUCGACCAACUCAGCGUCGACCAGAAACGACAUUUGAGUAUCAGAGAUAUAGGCGUCAUUUUGGACCGCCUCAGCUCGAAAAUCCUGGACGUGGAGAGGCUCGACAGGGAGAGCGAGAGCGACGACUGCUUCAACUGGACGAUCAAGGCGACGAUCAGAGGAGAUAUAAUGAGGGACCUGGGUGUGAUAUAUAAUGGAAAUUACUAUGCGAUCUCGGAACACCCAGGGUAUAAAGAAGAAAAUGAGGGUGUCAUGGAGGAAGCUGAAGAGGAGGAGGAGGAGGAAGAUCGGCUGUGAAUCGUUAAGCUACUUACCGACUGCCACAUGUCAAAAUGCACAAAGCAGACUUUAGUAAUAAAAUGAGCAGGUGCAAUAUCACAUAUCCGAUGUGACAUGUUCGUAUCUGUAAUGACUCAAUAAAAUAAUGGUGUAACGCGUGCUGCGGUAGGGGUGGGGUGCAGCCGUGGCGUACUGUGUUAUACCGUCGAAAGAACUCGAUGGACGGUCAGACAAUCGCGACGAUCUCGUACGAUUGAAAUCGUCGGCAAAUAUCGGCAGAAAAUAAUUUUUUGUAUAGGUAUUGAUCCUGUUGAAAAUCAUGUAAAUCAUUUAUAAAUAAUAAAUACAAAUAAGCGCU